AUGGCCAAAUUGAAUGGUCAAGGAAGACAAACUCUUGUGAGUAAAGAUAUCAACGGUGCUAACCUCAUCCAGGCUCCAAAUGGGUUAACAAUUGAUUAUACCGCCGAUAGGCUGUAUUGGAUUGACCAGCACUUGAAGAAUAUUAUGUCCUUGAAUUUGAACGAUUUGAACUUUAUAAUCAGUAUAGUAUUGACGGACACCAGUUUUGUUUUCCCAUUCGACAUUACCAUGGAUCAGAACUACUUUUUUGUAAGCGACCUUAACAGUGGAAUGUUGAAAGUAAUAGAUAAAACAAAUCCCAUAAAUUCAAAGUCAAUAUUGACUGUCUUUCCAACUGUACCCGUGGGAAUCACGUUUUAUUCUUCACAAAGACAAACUGCCGGAACAAGUUCGUGUUCUGUUGACAAUGGCUUGUGUGACCAAUUGUGCGUUAGUGAUCCAACUGGCCAUACUUGUCUAUGUACGCAUGGCUUUGUCCUGGGUGCUGAUGGUACUACAUGUAAUAUAGGCAUGGCACUUGAUUGGCUAUCAGAAAAUCUGUACUUCACUGAGACUGCUCGGAUCUCCGUUUGUAAAAUUGAUGGCAGAUUUGUCACAGCACUUGUUACUGAGUCUAUAGAUCAGCCCAAAGGAAUUGCAAUACACCCUUACAAACAGUAUAUAUUUUGGAGUGACAGUGGUAGAAUAGAAAGGUCAAGUUUAUCGGGACACCAGCGAAGAAACGUGGUAAUUGGAAUUGAUUUGAUUCCCACAGCUUUGACAAUCGACAUCAACGGAGAUAGGUUGUAUUACGUGGAGUCCCAGGUUUUCACGAUUGCCACAGUUGACCUGAAUGGCAACGGUAGACUAACUGUCUUCGAAGCUAACAGCGAUGUGACUGGACUCGCUGUAUUCCAGGACCACAUUUACUGGACACAGCCUGCACACAACGCGAUAGCACAGGUAGACAUUUCAAGUGACAGUUUCAAUUUUGUGAGAGCUAUUUUUGUGACGAACCCGCCAUCAGCCAUCUUUGUAUAUGACAAAACAAAGCAGACGAUGUCCCCUGGACCAUGUGAUCUAAAUAAUGGAGGAUGUGACGAAAUUUGCAUUCCAAGUGCUAGUGGACCUGAGUGUAUGUGUACUGAACCAAUUGUUGCAUGCACACAAGUUUUCCGUUGUCCACUGAAUAUCAAGCAUGGAUCAAUAUCUGACACAUGUGACAAUACAUUGGGCAGUAUAUGUAGCUACCAGUGUGAACAUGGAUACACGGCAACCUUGGCCAGUGAUUUGCUUUGCCUUGAUAACGGGGAAUGGAACACUGAUACAGAUAUACUAUGUUAUGUAGUACCGUAUGAUAUAGCACUGGAUUUGGUAGAUCAAUAUUUGUAUUGGUCAGACGCAGACACGGAUCGCAUCUACAGAUCUAACUUGGAUGGUUCCUCAAUGGUGACAAUUAUCGACCUUGACUUAGACAAGCCGCGAGAGAUUGCUUUGGAUCCCGUGAAAAGACUCAUGUUCUGGUCUGACUGGGGUGAUGUAGCAAAGAUUGAGCAAGCUAAUUUGGAUGGUAGUGCUAGAAUUAUUUUGGUUUCUAACAAUCUCGUGUGGCCGAACAGCUUGGCAAUUGAUUUUACAACCGAUCAACUUUAUUGGUGCGAUGCUUCGUUGGACAAAAUUGAAUACUACAAUUUCAACACUGGAACUCGGCAUCUAUUGUUAAAUAUCAGUGGUUCUCACCCUUUUGGUAUGGCUAUAGACGAUCAGUAUGUGUACUGGACGGACUGGAAUAAACACCAGCUGCAGAGAGUAGAUAAGCAAACUGGCAUCAAUCCCGAAGGUGUUGGUUAUGCAAUUUUUCAAAGAGCGAUGGGUAUCCAUUUACACCUAGCCUAUAUUGAAACAACCACCAGUAGUUUACUCAAACAAACGUCUACGAACAUCCAGGUUACCACAGUGACCAACAGUCAAACAAUUUUAGUAAAAGACAACUUAAGCACUACCGUAUCCAAUAAUUUGGGAACUAAAUCGGAGCAGAGCGUGGACGUAGUGACAGCGGCCGGGGCGUCUGGGGCUACUGUAAUUAUUAUUGCAACAGUUGUUAUUUUCCUUAUUGUAUAUUACAAACGACGACGUGCUCCACGUGAUGAUGGGUUUGAUCGUAAUAUUAUAGAAUUUAAUGUUCACGAUGAUUCUGCACGACCAACAGCACCGCCAGCACCGGAAACAGAACCGGAACCGACAAAUGCAGCAAAUCACACAUACGCAACUUUAAUAUCCGCAUCGGUAACUGAGUUUCCGGAAACACACUACCAUAAUAUCGACCCCUAG
This is a messenger RNA of Saccoglossus kowalevskii, 2310 nucleotides long. Its product is annotated as low-density lipoprotein receptor-related protein 6-like. The record is from RefSeq and is a predicted model, not a curated record. Lineage: Eukaryota; Metazoa; Hemichordata; Enteropneusta; Harrimaniidae.